UCUGUGACUAUUUCUUCUUCAGGUGUGUUUGCUGCUACAGACGGACUGAACUCAGUGUCAGUGAUGGAGGGAGAUUCAGUCACUCUAGAGUCUGGUCUUACUGAGAUGAAGGACGAUGAUCUGAUUCAGUGGAGGUUUGGAUAUAACAAGACUUUAAUAGCUGAUAUCAAUGUACUGGAAGACAGCAUCUCUGUAUUUGAUGAUGUUCCUGACGGGAGAUUCAGAGACAGACUGAAGCUGGACGAUCAAACUGGAUCUCUGACCAUCACAAACAUCACAACUGAACACUCUGGAGUUUAUCAUCUACAGAUCAACAGUGAGAGCAAGAAUUUCAGUCUCACUGUUUAUGCUCGUCUGCCUGUUCCUGUCAUCAGCAGUAACUCUUCACAGUGUUCUUCAUCCUCCUCAUCCUCAGAGCAGAAUUGUUCAUUGGUGUGUUCAGUGGUGAAUGUGGGUCAUGUGACUCUCUCCUGGUACAAAGGAAACAGUUUAUUGUCCAGCAUCAGUGUGUCUGAUCUCAGCAUCAGUCUCUCUCUACCUCUGGAGGUGGAAUAUCAGGAUAAAAACAGCUACAGCUGUGUGCUCAACAAUCCCAUCAGCAACCAGACUCAACAUCUGGACAUCACUCAGCUCUGUCUCACAUGUGCAGAAGUCCCUGUCCAUUGUUGUGGUACUGCCGAAGCUGUGAUCCAAUUGGUCGUCAGUGCUCUGGUGGGCGUGGCUACUGCAGCGGCUGUUGUGCUUCUGGUCAAUGACAUCAGAUCUACAAGGAGAAAAAGAUAAAACAGAACAAACUCAAUAAUGUAAAAUGAGAAUAUCAUCUAUAUAAUCAGUUUAAAUUCUGGAUGAGAUCAGUGAAUCAGGUCACUAUGUGAUGAUUAUGUCAUUAUCAAAACAUAAUUAACAAUACCUGAUUUUCUGGUAGCAACUAAAAGCAAACACUCACCAUCAUAACUGUGAUGAAACAUUUU
Carassius auratus (goldfish) is the source of this 971-nucleotide messenger RNA. Its product is annotated as SLAM family member 9-like. The transcript has 3 exons. The annotation marks the transcript as partial. The record is from RefSeq and is a predicted model, not a curated record. Lineage: Eukaryota; Metazoa; Chordata; Actinopteri; Cypriniformes; Cyprinidae.